Molecule: messenger RNA, 1896 nt
Organism: Danaus chrysippus (African queen)
Lineage: Eukaryota; Metazoa; Arthropoda; Insecta; Lepidoptera; Nymphalidae
Source: the annotation of a GenBank genome assembly
AUGACGCCGGGUUUUAAAGACAGAAAAAUUCUGGGACAGAGCAACAAUAAUGUGCUUCCAUUGUUGCCGAGGACGACGGUGUGUUUGGAAUUUAAAAACAUAACUUGCACUGUAAAUUCCUUCUCAAUCAACAUGUGCCGCUUUGAACAGAAACGUAUUUUAAAAGGAGUCAAUGGGUGCCUAAAACCUGGUGAAUUGACAGCAAUCAUGGGACCCUCUGGGGCUGGCAAAACAACAUUGUUGAAUAUCCUCGCCGGUUACUCUACAAAAGGUGCGAAAGGCGAAAUAUCGGUCAACGGAGUUAGUUCCUGUGCUUCAAAAUCAACGGGCCGUGGCAGUGCUCGUUACAUUCGACAGAACGACGAUCUCCGAGUACAUCUUACCGUCUACGAAUGCAUGUCACUCGCUGCCGCUCUCAAACUGGCCGACUUCGCUUCACAUGAACGCAAAGAGAAAGUAUACGAAGUUCUUGCUCUCCUCGGCCUAAGUGGAACGACACAGACUCUGUGUAGAGAUUUAUCUGGAGGUCAGAAAAGACGGCUUGCAGUCGCACUUGAAUUGUUAUCGGACCCUUCUUUAUUGUUCCUUGAUGAACCGACCACCGGUCUAGAUUCGUCUGCGUCGGCAUCUCUUAUCGCGUUACUAAGCGGUCUGGCAAGAGGUGGUAGAACAUUAGUGGCCACCAUCCACCAGCCUUCAGCGUUGCUAUUCGAGAACAUCGAUACUGUGUACUGUCUCGCUGCUGGUAAUAAUCUAUACUCCGGACCACGUGAACAUCUUCUGCCUGCACUCGCUUCCGCUGGAUUAAGAUGUCCACCAUAUCACAACCCAGCCGAUUUCUUAAUGGAGGUAGCGUCGGGAGAAUACAAUAUUGAUUUAAAACAAGCUGCAAAAACUAUGCUUCAAUACAAACCAGAAUCCACAUCAUCGACGGAGUUUGAUGACAAUGUACCAGUACUUUCCACGUUCUCAAAUACUCUUAGCAUUGACACAGAAAUGAAAGAUAAACAACUACGAAGCAAUAAGAAGCAUCAAAAGAAUUUAGCGAAACAUAUUUAUAGACCUUCGAGUAGUUGGCAACAGACUUGGAUAUUACUUUAUAGGAAUUACCUUAUAACAACCAGGAACUAUUCUCUCUUCAUGUACAGAGUGGCAGCACAUGUAGUUAUAGCACUAAUAUUUGGUUAUCUUUACCUCGGUGUCGGAAGUGAGGCGAGUAGCGUGCUCGGUAACUACGUCUAUCUAUAUGGAUCUAUGCUACUAGUUGUGUAUACCGGCAAGAUGUCUGUCACAUUGUCUUUUCCACUUGAAAUGGAUAUACUUAAAGGCGAAUACUUCAAUCGAUGGUACAACUUGGGACCUUAUAUAUUUUCAGUUUUAGCCGUAGAACUGCCUUUUCAGAUGUUAUCUUGUGUAUCAUACGUGGUGCUUUCCUACUGGCUGACUGAUAAUCCUCUUGAACCUCAGCGAGCUACUUUGUUUCUUGCGACGGUCGUAGCGACGUCACUAUGUGCGCAGGCCUGGGGUUACUUUAUAGGUUCAACCACACCGACAAAGAUCGCGGUAUUCAUCGGUCCAGUGCUGGCCUGUCUUUUCUCCGUGUUUGGAUUCUGUCUCUCUCUUCGGGACACUCCUUACUCCUUUAGAUGGCUUCAUCACAUAUCAUAUUUUAGAGCAGGCUUUCAUGUCGCCGUCCAUUCUGUUUAUGGAUUUAAUAGAACCAAAAUGCAUUGUUCCAAAGAAUAUUGCCAUUACAUAACACCAAACAAAUUCCUCGUAGAAAUGGAUAUGGCCAACAUAGACGUGGGCAUCAAUAUGGCUAUAGUGCUAGCUACCACAGUUCUAAUGCAUGUUCUAACUUGCACUAUCCUGUGGUAUAGACUUAACAAGAGAUGA